AUGAAGAAAGAAAUUAGAUUUUUACUUUAUGCCAAUACCUUACUUUGGAUUUUCAUAUUAUACUACACAUUCGAUCUUCUGACAUUAACAAUAGACAACACAUUCGAAGAUGCAUUACUAGAUAUAGAUCUAAAUCCUACCAAGGAACAACUAGGCAACUCAGACAAACCACAAUUAAUACCAAAAAUAAUUCAUCAAACUUAUAAGACAAAUGAUAUCCCAAAGCAAUGGAUAGAAAGUCAAAAGAAAUGUAAAGAUUUACAUCCCGAUUAUAAAUAUAUGCUAUGGACAGAUGAAAUGUCUCAUGAAUUCAUUAGAGAAGAAUAUCCAUGGUUCCUAGAAACAUUCGAAAAUUAUAAAUACCCCAUCGAAAGAGCUGACGCAAUUAGAUAUUUCGUCCUAUCCCAUUACGGUGGUGUAUAUAUCGAUUUAGAUGAUGGUUGUGAAAGAAGAUUAGAUCCAUUAUUAAAAGUACCAGCAUUCUUAAGGAAAACUGCCCCCGUAGGGGUUUCUAAUGACGUUAUGGGAUCCGUUCCAAGACAUCCAUUUUUCUUAAAAUUGAUUAAAUCUUUGAAACAUUAUGAUAAAUCAUGGUUCGUUCCUUAUAUGUCCAUUAUGGGUUCCACGGGACCACUUUAUGUUAGUGUUAUUUGGAAACAAUAUAAAAGAUGGGGGGUCCCACAGAAUGGUGUUGUAAGAAUUUUACAACCAGCUGAUUAUAAGAUGCAUACUUAUUCAUUUUUUUCCAUUGCAAAAGGUUCAUCAUGGCAUAUGGAUGAUGCGAAAUUCAUGAAAUCAUUAGGGAAUCAUAUCUUAUCAUGUGUCGUUGUUGGGUUCGUUUUCGCAUUUUUUGUAUUAUAUUUGGAAUAUUGUAUUUAUUGUUGGCUCUGUUCUGUUUCAAGAUUUUCUGGGUUUUCAACUUUUGUAAAUCAAUUGAAUAAUUGGUUUAAAUGUUUGAAUGAAAGAUUGUUUACUAAUAAGGAUAAUACUAGUCUUUAUGGGAUGAGAAAUUAUGAUUUAAGAGAAUAUACGAAAAAGAAAAGGUUAAGAAAGGAUUCCAAUUUACCUCAUCAUGAUCUAAUGAUGCCAGAUUUAGAGAAAAAUCAAAGAGUGUCACUAAAGUCAUCAACAGGUGAUUUUAGUCGAUCAAGAUCGUAG
Naumovozyma dairenensis CBS 421 is the source of this 1158-nucleotide messenger RNA. It is a transcript of the gene CSH1, whose product is annotated as mannosylinositol phosphorylceramide synthase catalytic subunit CSH1. The transcript has a single exon. Gene Ontology annotation, molecular function: mannosyltransferase activity. The coding region runs from base 1 to 1158 and encodes 385 amino acids. The record is from RefSeq and is a predicted model, not a curated record. Gene Ontology annotation, biological process: mannosyl-inositol phosphorylceramide biosynthetic process. NCBI's taxonomy places the organism in Eukaryota, Fungi, Ascomycota, Saccharomycetes, Saccharomycetales, Saccharomycetaceae.